AUGCAUUCCGGUUUGAAGCCAGAACAUGCAGACAAGCUAUCAGGCUUUUGGUAUUUGCCAAGUGGUGCUCAACGUGCGAAUUCUUACCAAAGCUUCAAACUGUGGAGUCACAUCGAUUCCGCUGCUGUAAUAGCUUGGAUCAAGCAACAACAGCCUAACUUGUGUGAGGCCAUUAGAGGGGAGUGUGAUCCGGCAGAGGUUGUACAAUCGGUGUACGAAGGUUGUGGCAUCGAACAACUGGCAAAUCUUUUGAGCUUAUCUGACCAGACUCCGGAUUUAAAACCGCAAAAUACAUCGUCUAACAGUGUUUCCUCAAAACAAUACAAUCGGUUCAAUGGUAAGGCACAUGGUAUGCCGAAUAUAUCCACAAGCGUAUCUGAUGCUAUCGUAUUGGAUGAGAGUCCCUCAGAAUCGCCACAUGAGGCUUUAGGUUCAUCCAGUACGACACCAACUAAAUGCAUGCAGAUCAACCUAUCGAACAUUGAAUCGACACAGGAUAGUAUGGCGCACAGUGUGACUCACAUUUCAUUCAGUGGGUCUCCGAUCGACAUUGUUUCUGUCGUGGAGCUAAACCACGGUCCCGAAAUUCUCGUGCCACCUGAUAAUGAGUUGACAGCCCGACCAGUCCUUGUAAAAACGUUUGUUGAUGGAAGCCAUCGAUUUGGGUCACCUUCAAAAUCCGGGACCAUUGCAAACAGGGAAUCACACAGUUCUCCAAUGAGCGGUUCUUCCAAAAAAUUAUCCCAUUGUCGUAGUCCAUUGAAUAUUGCUGCCGCACUCACGGAAAUACAAAGUUGCGGAGACACAUGUGACCUCAAAAACUGUCAUAGUGUCCCAUACCACCGAGAUGUACCUGUCCCCGGCACCCCUCCCUCCGUUUCGUCAGAGCCAAUGGUGGGAGUAUCACUUGAUGCAACACAUUGUAGCUCUGACAUAUCGCUUACUUUUGAACAUGUUUCCCAAACUCCUGAUCAGAAAAUACUAGCAGUGGAAACAUCGAUGUCAGAUGAGUUGACUCCUGAAGUGAUCGAACAGUUAAAAUUCGGACCGAUUGAUCGUUCAGCUGCAUCAACAGAAUCAAAGACCACAGCUGCCGGGAAUUUGUCACCAAGUUUAACAAAUAAGAAUAGCGUAAAUCCUCCUUUUUCCGAAAAUGAAGAUUCAAAGCAGCAUCAUGGAAGUGUCGAAAAACUCGGCCUUCCUACGGAGUUGCAUUCUUCUCACGCACGCGCGAAGUGUAAUAGUCCAAAUAUCCGAUCUCCCCAGUUGUCCUGCAAACUAAAGACAACAUCGAUAUUCCCUGACAUGACUUCCCCAGGUUCCGACGAACUAUCGCCCACAAUGGAUUCAAACGCCAAACGGUGUCACACUCCCGCAGCGGGUGAUGGGUUAAACGAUGCCAUCUUGGUUUUCCCGACCAUCAAUGACACUUCCGGAUCGGCCACGCCAAUCAAGUGCGGUAGAAGCUCAUCUAACAUGAAUUCCCCUAAAAUUUCACAGUCGGUGCGAGUAACCAAGGUGUCUUUAGUUAAUUCAGCAACAUCAGAUACCACAACUAGCUCUCCGUUGUUGAAUUCCCCUCCCGUGGCACACAACUUGUCGAUAGAAAACUCGUCUACAGAUAAAAGUAGCAAAGCAUCGAUUUCAAAUGAGACGUGCACAGCUUCUGAGACUCCAAGCAGCUCUACGAAGCGAAACAGCAGGUCCAUUGCAUCCAACGAAUCGCAGCAAAUGAGUUCACUCAGUGGUCGAAAUGCGACUCCCACAAGUGUACAGAAAAACACUAACCGCUCAGGUAAAUGGAUACACUUGAAAUCUAUGGGAUUGCUUUCAGAUUCCUCGAAGAAGAACUCGACACCUCAACCAUCCACAAGCAGAUCUCUUCCAGGGUCAACACGAGAAUCAACACCGAGCACAAGACGAUCUUCUCGAUUGAGAAGCUCUUUGGAAGAGGCGAAAGACGUUAUUUCUAGUCAGAUGAAUGAGAUUGACAUUGAUGGCAAACACGAUACAUCCGGUCUAGUUGACGCGACACAGCUCCUAUCGACUGUAGCUGUAGAUCCUCAACCACAUCCACUUUCCUCUAUUCAUAAUUCAACGGAAUCACUAGUUCGGGACAAAGUUGAUGGCCGUAUGGACACAGGCGUAUCUGAUGCUAUCGUAUUGGAUGAGAGUCCCUCAGAAUCGCCACAUGAGGCUUUAGGUUCAUCCAGUACGACACCAUCUAAACAUUCAGACAGUGAGGGCUCAACAAAAAGCAUGCAAAUCAACCUAUCGAACAUUGAAUCGACACAGGAUAGUAUGGCGCACAGUGUGACUCACAUUUCAUCCAGUGGGUCUUCGUUCGACAUUGUUUCUGUCGUGGAGCUAAACCACGGUCCCGAAAUUCUCGUGCCACCUGAUAGUGAGUUGACAGCACGACCAGUCCUUGUAAAAACGUUUGUUGAUGGAAGCCAUCGAUUUGGGUCACCUUCAAAAUCCGGGACCAAUGCAGACAGGAAGUCGCAUACUUCUCCAGUGAGUGGAUUGCCCAAAAAAUCGCUUCAAUGUCGUAGUCCAGUGAAUUCACUGAAUUCGCUUAAUAAACGUCUAGUUCUUGGGAGCGGUCUAGAAGUACAAAGUCCUCGCAGAGUUUUACGUUCUUCGGCAAAUGAGAAGAACAGUGAUUCAUCGGGCGUAUCUCCCAGUUUGCUGGACGAUAUUUUGCCUGUCCGUGAGCCGUAUUCGCUUCGUGAGCGUCGCAUCCGAAAACAAAACGAUUAG
Molecule: messenger RNA, 2763 nt
Organism: Echinostoma caproni
Lineage: Eukaryota; Metazoa; Platyhelminthes; Trematoda; Plagiorchiida; Echinostomatidae
Source: the annotation of a GenBank genome assembly